Molecule: messenger RNA, 2592 nt
Organism: Physella acuta
Lineage: Eukaryota; Metazoa; Mollusca; Gastropoda; Physidae
Product: coiled-coil domain-containing protein 18
Source: RefSeq, a predicted model, not a curated record
GUACACGGACAUGGAUUGCCAUGACGUUUAGGAUUUUGCCACCAAAAUCGUGUCAUGUGCCAACAUUGUACUUAGAUUAUGAAAAACAUAAACAUAGUGGGGGGUCGACACCCCCGCCCAGGUAUUAAUCAAACUUGAAUCCGUCAAACAACCAAACAUAAUUAGCUUUAAUAAAAAAAACGGCACUUCAAUCCAGAUCAUGUAAAGUCAGAGAGAGAAAGCCACUAUGACUUAUGAAAGCGAUAAAGCCACACAGCUCCAGUAUGAGAAGAAAAUCCAGUGUUUGUGCCAGCAGUUGCAGGAGUACCAGAAACAAGUGGAUUGUAUCCAGGAUGAGUUGGAGCGCACCCGUGGCCGCCUGAACACGUGCUGUCGUGAGCACGAGGACCUGAAGAGGCAGCUGGCCCAGAAAGAUGACACCAUCACGUGCUAUGAGAGUAAAUUGGACGAUUUAAGUUUUGAGUUCAAAGAGAAAGAGAAGAACGCCCAGCGUACCGUGGACAACCUGCUGGAGAAGGUCAAUAAGUAUCACGAGCAGUUGCAGCAGCGGGAAGCGGCCUUGAUCAUGUGUCGUAACGAGGUCAAGACGCACCUCUGCUCCAUGGAGGAGAUUAAAACGGAUUUCAGCAAUGAACUGCAGCAAAGAGAUGUUUUGACAAAGCAGAUGAAAGAGGAUCUCCGACGUGUUUACGAGGAUCUGAAAUGUAGGUCAGACGAGAGCUGCGUCCUGGAGCGGACGAUUGUAGAUUUCAAAUCGAGGCUCCACCAGUGCUGUUGUCAGCUGAAGGAGGCUGACACUCGUGUUCAAUGUCUGCAGGACAAAAUCCAGCAGAUGGAGUCCCAACACACCAAGGAGCGGCAGGCUGCCCAGAACGAGCUGAUGGAGUACGACAGGAAACUCUGCUCCUGCUGCAACGAAGUCCAGGCCGCCCAGAACGAAAUCAGAAAGCUGAAGCGUUGUGUGACAGAGCGAGAUGAAGAGAUCCAGAACGUGACGUGUGAGCGGAACACGCUGGUCCGUGACCUGCAGAACGAGAAACAGGAAGUGUGCGCUCUGCAGGAGAGGGUCAGCAGCCUGGAGAACGACAACAAAGAGAUCUGUCGUCUGCUACAGCAGAAGGUCAAAUGCAUCAAGGAGCUGGAGGGUCAGCUGUGUAUCAAGGAGCAGGAGCUGGAGCAGUGCCAGUGCUGUAUCGAGGAGCUCAACGCCAAGAUACGGGCCUUGAACACAAAAGGUGGCUGCGCGGAGAUUGAAGACACGAGCAACCUUGAGCACCAGCUGAGGGUUUGCCGAGAGAAGCUGAAGAAGUUGGAGCAGGAACUCGAGGAGACCAAGAAAAAACUUGACUGGGCUGUACAGGAGAUGGAGAACAUGGCCAAAGAGAUCAAGCGACUCAACUGUGAACUAGAGCAGGCCAGGCGAGAAAUUUGUGAGAGGAACUCAAUGAUUGGCGACCUUGAACGCACGAUCGAACAUGCUGAGCACGAUAUGGAGAACAGAAUGCGAAGGGUGGACGAGCAGUUACAGAAAUACGAGCGGGAAAUCAAAGAUAAAACACACAUGAUCGCGGACUGUGAAGAAAAAUGUUGCCGCUACCAGCACGCACUAAACGAUAAAGAAGUUGAGCUCGACUCCCUGGAAACGCGACUGAACCGCUGCAACUCCGAGCUGGCUACUUUGUGCUGUAAAAACAAGGAGUUGGAGGAAACGAGGAAUUGCAUACAGAAUCGAUACAACGAACAGCGGGCUCAGUACUCGGAGUUAUGCGAGGAAUAUAAACUUAAUAGAGAUCAACUGCAGUGUAUGACCGUUGAAUGCAACGAUUCGAAGCGAGAUCUCGCCUGCACGCAGCGAGAACUGGAGAAAUCUCGCCGAGAGGCGGACGAUCUGAAGCUAGCCCUGCAGGAGAAAGAAGGGAUGUUGUACCGGCUCACGGAAGAGAAAACAAGCCUGUCCAGUAAAAUCACCAGCCUUCAGUGUCGCCUCGAAGGGGAGACAACCCAGUUGACCCAGCAGAUGGCUGACAUGCGCUACCACAUGGAGAAGGAGACAGAGCAGCUGAGGAACUGUAUCAUGGAGCUGGAGGAGACCAACGCCAGCCUGUCCCAGAAGUCCUCAGCCACCCAGCGUCAGCUGACCCAGCUGGAGAAGUGCUACUACCAGAAGGUGGACACGCUGAGCAGGGAGAACGAGAUGAUGCAGAACAAACUGGCGGACAAGGAUGAUCAGUUGCAGGCUGCUAAAGAUUGUAUCACUCUAAGGGACUCAGAGAUCAUGCGACUGAAACUGCGGUUGUGCAGCAUGGAUAAGUGCAACAGUCACCUGGGCUCCAAUGUCGACUGCUGCGUGCCCAUGCCAGGCUCCAAUGCCAUGACAUGCGAGACAGGCAUCAAGUGCCGGCGGCGUUCCUUGUCCUGUGGAACAUCGUCUUGUGUAGCUCCAAUAUCACAUUGUGCUAAGUGGAUGUCCAAAAAUGAUUCUGCAGAUAAACCGCCAUUGGACGAUAAGUAGCAAAGAUCAACGUCCAGUUAACCAGAUUAUUUUUUUCCCAUCAAUGUCGACUUUAUAAUGAAAUAAAUAUACAUGUACAC